Messenger RNA from Peromyscus maniculatus bairdii (prairie deer mouse), 4563 nucleotides. The record is from RefSeq and is a predicted model, not a curated record. Lineage: Eukaryota; Metazoa; Chordata; Mammalia; Rodentia; Cricetidae.
GGUCCGCGAGGGUCGGGCGCGGCAGCAGGAAGGAUGCUCGGCCUCGGGACUUGGCAGGUGGCCGGCGCCCCCUCCCCGUGCGGGUCCCUGCAGUGCAGCCGUCGGGACACGCCCUUGGCGCAGAGACUCAAGGGUUGAGCACCCCUCACUCUCUGUUUUGUGCGGGGUUCAAGGGCAGGUGCCUAUUCAAGAUGGCAGAGGCUCAUCAAGCUGUGGCCUUCCAGUUCACUGUCACCCCCGAUGGCAUCGACCUCCGCCUGAGCCAUGAAGCCCUCAAACAGAUAUGCUUGUCGGGACUGCAUUCCUGGAAGAAGAAGUUCAUCCGAUUCAAGAAUGGCAUCAUCACUGGUGUGUUCCCGGCGAGUCCCUCCAGCUGGCUUAUCGUGGUGGUGGGUGUGAUAUCAUCCAUGCAUGCCAAAGUGGACCCCUCCCUGGGCAUGAUCGCAAAGAUCAAUCGGACCCUGGACACCACUGGCCGCAUGUCAAGCCAGACGAAGAACAUCGUGAGUGGCAUCCUCUUCGGCACGGGGCUCUGGGUAGCGGUCAUCAUGACCAUGCGCUACUCACUGAAGGUGCUGCUCUCCUACCAUGGCUGGAUGUUCGCAGAACACGGCAAAAUGAGCCGGAGCACCAGGAUCUGGAUGGCUAUGGUCAAGGUCUUCUCAGGCCGAAAGCCCAUGCUGUACAGCUUCCAGACGUCUCUGCCGCGCCUGCCUGUCCCAGCCGUCAAAGACACUGUGAGCAGGUACUUGGAAUCUGUGAGGCCGUUGAUGAAGGAAGGAGACUUCCAACGCAUGACUGCGCUGGCCCAGGAUUUUGCUGUCAAUCUGGGACCCAAAUUGCAGUGGUAUUUGAAGCUAAAAUCCUGGUGGGCCACAAAUUAUGUGAGUGACUGGUGGGAGGAAUAUAUCUACCUGCGAGGCCGAGGGCCGCUCAUGGUCAACAGCAACUACUAUGCCAUGGAGAUGCUGUACAUCACCCCCACCCACAUUCAGGCGGCCAGAGCCGGCAACACUAUCCACGCCAUGCUGCUGUAUCGUCGCAAGCUGGACCGUGAGGAACUCAAACCCAUUCGUCUUCUGGGAUCCACAAUUCCGCUCUGCUCGGCCCAGUGGGAGAGACUCUUUAACACCUCCCGCAUACCCGGGGAGGAGACAGACACCAUCCAGCACAUCAAGGACAGCCGGCACGUUGUGGUGUACCACAGGGGGCGCUACUUCAAGGUCUGGCUCUACCAUGACGGGAGGCUGCUGAGGCCCCGAGAGCUGGAGCAACAGAUGCAGCACAUCCUGGAUGACGCCUCAGAGCCUCAGCCCGGGGAAGCCAAGCUGGCCGCCCUCACUGCUUCAGACAGAGUGCCCUGGGCAAAGUGUCGGCAGACCUAUUUUGCACGUGGGAAAAAUAAGCAGUCCCUGGAUGCGGUGGAAAAGGCAGCGUUCUUUGUGACUCUGGACGAAUCGGAGCAGGGUUACAGGAAGGAGGACCCGGAGGCAUCCAUAGACAGCUACGCCAAGUCUCUGCUGCAUGGCAAAUGUUUUGACAGGUGGUUUGACAAGUCCCUCACGUUUGUUGUCUUCAAAAACAGCAAGAUAGGAAUGAACGCAGAGCACUCCUGGGCGGACGCGCCCAUUGUGGGCCAUCUGUGGGAGUAUGUCAUGGCCACCGACGUCUUCCAGCUGGGCUACACAGAGGAUGGACAUUGUAGAGGAGACACCAACCCCAGUAUUCCCAAACCCACCAGGCUCCAGUGGGAUAUCCCAGGAGAGUGUCAGGAGGUCAUUGAGGCUUCCCUGAGCAGCGCCACUCUCCUGGCAAAUGAUGUGGACCUGCAUUCCUUCCCAUUCGACACCUUUGGCAAAGGGUUGAUCAAGAAGUGCCGGACGAGCCCCGAUGCCUUCAUCCAGCUGGCGCUGCAGCUGGCACAUUACAAGGACAUGGGAAAGUUCUGCCUCACGUACGAAGCCUCCAUGACGCGGCUCUUCCGAGAGGGUAGGACAGAGACCGUACGCUCCUGCACCACAGAGUCCUGCAACUUCGUGAUGGCCAUGAUGGACCCCACGAAAACGACUGACUGGUCAGCAAGGCCCGAGGAACGAGCUUGGGUCCCCAUGCGUCUGUGCAGCAAGCACCUGUUUUCAGUUUCCCGAAGCAUUCCAUUCGGAUCAUAUGGAGACCCUCACAGUACUGUUUCAGCAGAAUUGCCAAGGAGGGCGGAGCAGAGGCUCAAGCUGUUCAAGAUAGCUUGUGAGAAGCACCAGCACCUAUACCGCCUCGCCAUGACGGGCGCCGGCAUCGACCGCCACCUCUUCUGCCUCUACGUGGUGUCCAAGUAUCUCGCAGUUGACUCCCCCUUCCUGAAGGAGGUUUUGUCUGAACCGUGGAGGUUAUCCACAAGCCAGACUCCUCAGCAGCAGGUGGAGCUGUUUGACUUUGAGAAGCACCCCGACUAUGUGUCCUGUGGAGGUGGCUUUGGACCAGUUGCUGAUGAUGGCUAUGGUGUUUCGUACAUUAUUGUGGGAGAGAAUUUCAUCCACUUCCACAUUUCUUCCAAGUUCUCUAGCCCUCAGACAGACUCACACCGCUUUGGGAAGCACCUGAAACAAGCCAUGAUGGACAUUAUCACCUUGUUUGGCCUCUCCAUCAAUUCUAAAAAGUAACCCUCCUGAGGCACGUGGAAGGAAAACGGACUCUUGUGAUACAAACCAAAUGAAUAGGUGUCGCUCCUGAUCGUAGGACAGGCAGAAAAUUGCUCUUCUAAAACUCAGUUUUCCUUCCAGAAGGUUUACCGUCUGUCUCCCUAGAACAACAGUGGGCUCCACCGUGUGAAGUGCCACCCUGCGACAUCCAGGGAUGCCCUGGCUCCAGGAAUAUUGGGCACAGUCCCCUGAAGUCUUUUGAGUCAGCUCCUACUGGAUGAAGGGAUUCGAAUGCUGGUGAAUUCCUGGGUUAUUGGGGUUGUAGCUUCACACGUGUUGGAGGUGACAAGACUUCCUUGGGGUAACCUAUAAAUACCUGGGACUGGAGGGUGCCUGACUCCACCCAGGCAGUGCAAAUGUCCCCUUGUGCAGAGAGUCUUCGGAGCCAGCGGAGGUAACAGCUGUCGCUAACACACACGUAAUGCACUAAUGGAAUGCCUGGGCUGGGGUUAAGGUUCUGCUGUGGGUGCCCGGCGUCAUUCCUGAGGGAGUCCGCAUCUGAAUCUCCACAUUCCCAGGAAACACCAUUUGCUCAGUGUCGCCAUCCUCACGGGUCUCCAAAGCCCAGUGCCUUAAAGACGGAAGCCCCUUGGGAAGUGGGGCAUUAGGAAGACUUACCUGUCAAGUCUUUGGGGGGAUAUGUGAGGGUGUUGCUUCCCCUCACGGUUGCCUACAUAGGGAAGUAAGCACUUCCCCCUCCCCCCAGAAGACCAGGCCCCUGGUGAAGGCAGUGAUGCUGGAGUCUCAUUGCCAGUUCCAUUAAGCAACAGAACAACAGGCAUGUGUCAGCAGGGGGGCGGGACUUGGUAGUCAAAGGCUCCAUAGCUGGAGGCCAGCUGGAGGGUGUGGCUUGCUGUGCUUGACAGCUGGUGGUCACUGAGUCGGGCACAGAACUGACACAGGCAGCCUCACAGGCAGCAGGAGACGAACAGCCUGGACAUCAAUGGAAUUACCUUCUAGUCCCACCCAGUCAGAGAGGAGGCCUGCUCUCAGUUCCAUAGAAGACGAGGUCAUUUUGGUGACAGACUCAGGGGUCUCAAGUGAUGGGUGCUUUGUACCUAAAUGCCAUCCCUCAAUGGGAGUGCCUUUCUUGAAAGCGCCUGACGGACCACAAGGCAAUCCCACACCAAGUCUGUGUGGUAUUAUGUAAAUUUAAGCAUAAUGGAUCCCCCCCCCCCAUUGCCAUCCUGUCCUGACAAGCUUAGCUAUCGGUGUUUUCAAUCGUGUAUUUAUUUUUCUGACCACUUCAGUGUGCCCUCCGGCCUGGCUCAAUCCCUGCCCCUGUGCUCACACUAGCACGAGAGUGAGGGCGGGGUGACCAGAGUGCCGAGAGGCGCCGGCUGGGCAGCUUAUGCAUGUCUUAUGCAUAUACAUGUACAAAUUUUGUAAUCUAAAAUGAUCACACCUGAAAGGGCCAAAGAUUUGUUUCCUCUUAAAAACAAGAAAACAAAAGGCAACAUAAAUGCAAGAGCAGACACAAACCUAAGUCAGAGCCACCUGAGGGUCGCUGUUCAUGACCACUGACCAACCUGGGUUACCCCGAGGAGCCCCGCUAGUGCCCAAGCGUCACAUUCCUCUCUCUCGGGUUUCCAGUGUCCUUGCUGUUCCUGAGCAGUUACCAAUGCAAUUCCAUACUCCUUACAAGGCGGAAGGGUGGGCUUUCACUGUGUGUGUCAAAAGGAGGAGGUAAGACUAUUAUGUAUUUAAUUUAAUGUUGAACAAAACGUAGUCUUACUGUAGCUGGUUUGAAUUCGGUAUCCUAAUCUGUCCAUUGCCUGUAAAUACCAUAUGCUGUCUGGAUAUAAAUCUUAGAAAUGCAUGUGUGAAUGAACGUAGCUGACCAUUAAUAAAACAUUAAUCCCAUCUA